Molecule: messenger RNA, 5352 nt
Organism: Chinchilla lanigera (long-tailed chinchilla)
Lineage: Eukaryota; Metazoa; Chordata; Mammalia; Rodentia; Chinchillidae
Gene: Ldb3
Product: LIM domain binding 3
Exons: 17
Coding region: 140-2266 (708 amino acids)
Biological process (GO): heart development; actin cytoskeleton organization; muscle structure development
Cellular component (GO): adherens junction; Z disc; filamentous actin
Molecular function (GO): muscle alpha-actinin binding; actin binding
Source: RefSeq, a predicted model, not a curated record
GUCCAUUUAUGGGCGCAGCAAGGGCAGAUAUCAGCGUCGAUGGCAUUCGCUCCUGCUAUUCUUAGGAGCCUGCCGGCAGAGCUGUACAGUCCGGCAGGGAGGGAGAGACGCAGCAGAGGCGGCCGCUGUUAGCGCCAGCAUGUCUUACAGCGUGACCCUGACCGGGCCCGGGCCCUGGGGCUUCCGGCUGCAGGGGGGCAAGGACUUCAACAUGCCCCUCACCAUCUCUCGGAUCACCCCCGGCAGCAAGGCAGCGCAGUCCCAGCUCAGCCAGGGGGACCUGGUGGUGGCCAUUGAUGGUGUCAGCACAGAUACCAUGACCCACCUGGAGGCCCAGAACAAGAUCAAGUCUGCCAGCUACAACCUGAGCCUCACCCUGCAGAAGUCCAAGCGUCCCAUUACCAUCUCCACAGCAGCACCCCCGAUCCAGUCCCCGCUGCCAGUGAUCCCCCACCAGAAGGUGGUAGCCAACUCUCCAGCCAAUGCUGACUACCAGGAGCGCUUCAACCCUAGCGCACUGAAGGACUCGGCCCUGUCCACCCACAAGCCCAUCGAGGUGAAGGGGCUGGGCGGCAAGGCCACCAUCAUCCACGCGCAGUACAACACACCCAUCAGCAUGUACUCGCAGGACGCCAUCAUGGACGCCAUUGCUGGCCAGGCCCAGGCACAGGGCAGUGACUUCAGCGGGGCGUCGCCGCUGGCGAGCCUCCCCGUGAAAGACCUGGCUGUGGACAGCGCCUCACCGGUGUACCAGGCCGUGAUCAAGAACCAGAGCAAGCCUGAGGACGAGGCUGAUGAGUGGGCCCGCCGCUCCUCCAACCUGCAGUCUCGCUCCUUCCGGAUCCUGGCCCAGAUGACAGGGACAGAAUACAUGCAAGACCCUGACGAAGAGGCUCUGCGAAGAUCAAGCACCCCCAUUGAGCAUGCGCCGGUGUGCACCAGUCAGGCCGCCUCCCCGCUGCUGCCCGCUUCUGCCCAGCUGCCUGCUGCCGCCUCUCCCAGCACAGCCUCGCCACCCCCGGCCACAGCUGCUGCCCGAACUGCCACCGCCUCCGCUGCAGUCCCCGGCUUGAGUCCCUCGGACGGCCCAAGGCCCCAGGCCUCCACCUACAGCCCUGCAGCUGCUGCCUCUGCGGCCCCGGCCGCUCACACGAGCUACAGCGAGGGCCCGGCCACCCCUGCACCCAAGCCCCGUGUAGUCACCACGGCCAGCAUCCGGCCUUCUGUCUACCAGCCAGGUGAGUGGAGGGGCGGCAGGGUGACGACAUGUCCUGGGGGUGCCUCACAGGGGCUCAGGUUCAUCCAGGCCCUCUGCUAUGCUGGCCAGGUGGGGCCCGAGCCCCAUGCCAGCAGUGGUGGCAGCCGGGCAAACCCCUUCCCCUGGCAGCACCUACUGAUCGGCCCAGGGCUCGCCAGCCGGUACAUGCCCAGCCCUGCCCCCACCUACACCCCUUCCCCUGCUCCUGCCUACACUCCGUCCCCUGCUCCCAACUAUAACCCUGCACCCUCGCCGGCCUACAGCGGGGGCCCAGCGGAGUCUGCCAGCCGCCCACCUUGGGUGACAGAUGACAACUUUUCUCAGAAGUUCGCCCCCAGCAAGAGUACCACAUCUAUCAGCAAGCAGACCCUGCCCCGGGGAGCCCCAGGCUACACUCCAGCAACUCCUCCAGCCCCGGCCAGGGGCACAGUGCAGAGAGCGGAGCGCUUCCCAGCCAGUAGCCGAACUCCACUGUGUGGCCACUGCAACAGUGUCAUCCGGGGCCCUUUUCUGGUGGCCAUGGGCCGCUCCUGGCACCCAGAGGAGUUCAACUGUGCCUACUGCAAGACCUCACUGGCAGACGUGUGCUUCGUGGAAGAGCAGAACAAUGUGUACUGCGAGCGGUGCUACGAGCAAUUCUUCGCCCCGCUGUGCGCCAAGUGCAACGCCAAGAUCAUGGGGGAAGUGAUGCAUGCUCUGAGACAGACGUGGCACACCACCUGCUUCGUGUGCGCGGCCUGCAAGAAGCCUUUCGGGAACAGCCUCUUCCACAUGGAGGACGGGGAGCCCUACUGCGAGAAAGACUACGUCAACCUGUUCAGCACCAAGUGUCAUGGCUGCGAUUUCCCUGUGGAGGCGGGGGACAAGUUCAUCGAAGCCCUGGGGCACACCUGGCAUGACACCUGCUUCAUAUGUGCGGUCUGCCAUGUGAAUCUGGAGGGACAGCCGUUCUACUCCAAGAAGGACAAGCCCUUGUGCAAGAAGCAUGCGCAUGCCAUCAAUGUGUAGGCCCAGGCGUAAGGCAUGGGCGAGGCCUGGCCACUCUACUACUGGCAACCCAGGGGUUGAGGUGGCGAUGUUUCUUUUGGGGGGCUGAAGGGUGGCAAGGGGGCCCUGUUGAGUAUCAUUUUAGCCUCUGCUCUGUCCCAAGGCCAUAUAUUUGCCUAGUUCAGACUAGAAGCCAAGUUCAGCUUCUAAACCCUGCUCGCAAUUCACCCAGGCCGGCAUCUGCACUUCUGUCACUUAGGGCAGGACUGCAGGAAGUCCCGAGCCAAAGCAGCUUUCCCAGGGCUGUGCUGCCCGUGUCCCCAGGGUAGAGACAGAGCCCAGAGGGCGCAGCGCCCUACGCCUUGUGCAGGGCACUUCGAGCUGCUCCUGCAAACAAAACGCGGUGCCAAACAGUACUCCCGCCGCUGGGUAUUUUUAGAGCUGCAACUGAGAGCUGGCUAGCUGAGACCCCGGCAGGCUUUCCUCACCAAAAAAGGAAGUGGUAUUCUGCUUGCUUGGAGUGUCCUGCGGCCACCUCUGCGAAGACUGCGGGAACAACCUCAGCUGUCCCUGGGGCCAGGAGUCCGCGGCAAUGUCUCUGGGAGCCUCUGAGCUGCUCCUGCCAAGGCUCCUCUGUGCCCCUCUUUCACUUUGAAGCAUCCAGGGUCCCUGGAAGGCUGCUUAGCCCCUCUGUGGCCCUGGUGACAUCUGGCUUUUGUUUUGCUUUCAGAACAUGAGUGUCCCCGCAUGUGUCACCCCCAUCCCACUGAUCACUUUUGCCCUUGUCCUCCUCCCCUCCCCCAAACGGGCUUGAUGGCUUGCAGAGAGAAGAGGGACAGAGUGUGACACAGGACGGCACAGCAGGCCAACACUCCCAAACCUCCCUGUCUGCCAACCUUGCAAGGGGCUGGCGGGACCUUGCCUGCCCAUCCCUUCUGAGAGCCCUUCCAGGACUGCAUACCUGCCUUGUGCAAUCGUGUUCCCUGCUGGCGGGAAAAGGGGGCCGUGUUGGCUGUUUGGGCCAAGAUUUUUGAAAAUAUACAGGCUGACUCGACGUAGCAGCUACUUCCAUACUGAAAUAAACCAGGCCUUCAGCCUUCUCUAGCACAUAGGUGGUAGUUUGGUUAGGUAAGCAAGGUUGGGCUGUAUGGUAAAAAGCAAGAAGCCUUGUUUCCAAGGUUGGGGACAACAUGGUCACUUUCCUUUUAGGAAGCACUGUUACAAAAAUGCCAUUGGGAGUCAGCUGAGGUGGCGCACAUCUGUAAUUCCAGCACUUGGGAGGCUAAGGCAGAAAGAUCACCAUGAGUUUCAGGCCAGCCUGGGCUAGGUAGUAAGUUCAAGGCCAGCCUGAACUACACAGUGAGAUUCUGUUUCAAAAAAACAAGGAAAUGAGGUUAGGGCUGAGGCUGCGACUUCAUGGUACAGCACUUGCCUUGCAUGUACGAGGCCCUGGGAUGGCAAAAGAAAAAUGAAGGAAAGGAAAGAAGAGGAAAACAGCUCCACAGCAGGCAGCCCAUAGGAAAGCUGCUUGCCAGCACAGUAUUCAGGUCCCCUCCAGCUCUCCACUCCUGCUUUGGAUUUCCUCUCUGCACCCUGGAAAUGAUUUCUAGGAAUGCAUUAGAACACUUCCUGCUAAGGACUCCCAGGGCGCUGCACCCUACCUGAGUGUGUCCCUUCUCCCUGAGGGACAGUCCCGAGCCAGAAACCCGUGUUACUGUUGUUUUUGGAAAGUUCAAAUAUACAGGGAUAAGGAGCCUGCUGAUGACACAGAAAGUUUCUACACAGGUUCCCCGCCUCCCCCGCCCCGCCAAAAAAGGAAUAUAUUAAGUGAUCAAGGACUGGUCUCGAGGGGGAAAAAAAGUUUUCUCAAGUUAAGUGUCUAAAAUCUCUUUCUGAAGGAUUUAUGUGCUUGUACACACAUAGGAUCAUUAAAUCACCUUAAGAAGGAAAAGGAAAUAUCUUAAAGGAAAGCUUCACUCAGCCAGGCAGGGUGACCCGUGCCUGUAAUCCCAGCACUGGGGCGGGGGUGCUGAGGCAGGAAGAUCGCUGUGAGUUUGAGGCCAGCCUGGAAAGCAGAAUGAGACCUUCGUUUCAAAAAAAGGAAAGCUUCACUGUAGUCCUCUGUUGGAUGGAGUUUUUCACCUCUCAGAGCCUGGGGAGAUGCAGAAGGACUCUUACGUUUUAGGGGUUUGGGGUUUAUUUAGCCCAGUGGUACUUCCCUAGCAUAUGCAAGGCCCUAGGUUUGAGCCUCAGCCUUGCAAAAGAAAGACAAAAACAACAAAACCAGUUUAAGAGUAGCAGAAAAAGGAGGAAGUUUGAAGUGUGGAUCCCGUGGUUCCUGUGCAUCUGGCGUAGUGUUGGGAUCAAGGCUGGAUGGGGUUCCAGUUCACAUCACUGGGAUCCUGCAACCUCCAGGUUGUAAUGGUUCAUGGUGAGGGGCACACUUUGGCUCUGCAGCUCUGCAUCUCCUUGCUGGCAGGAACGUGGAUAAACAUGAAUUUAUUGCCACUGAGUGACUUGUAUCUGCAGUGUUCAUGUCAGGAAUCUAGCCUUUAGGAUGUUUACUUCCCAACCCACGUGUUCUUGCCUUGGUGUUUUCGGGGGGCUGAGAUUUCAGAAGUGGAAUGUAGUGUGUUAGAGGUCUGCACAAAGCUAUUUUGCAUGUUUGCCCCCUUUGGCUUGUGUGAAUUCUACUUUUUAGUAAAAAUAAAACUCAAAAAGGAUGUGCAAAUACACACUUUCUGUGUAAAGUAUUUUCAUGUGACAGCAGAGGUAGCUACUUCUAGACAGCCACAAAUAAAAAUUGGAGCCAAAACUAAACGUCUCAGGAAGAAGAAAUGCAGUUCACUUGCCAUUGCUCAACAGCAGUGUUUAAACACAGAUGUGUGAGUAAUACAAAUGUUUUACAUACAAAGGAAUUUCCAGGUAUAUAAUAAAGUGAAGACCAGGAGUUUGCUUGUAUUUUGGAAAGGUUUAUUUAGCUACUUGGUGGCCAAAUAUUUCAGUUUCAUUUAUUUUUAUUUUGCUCUUAACAGCUUCAUAUCUAGAAAAGGUGCUGUAUCUCCUUUCAUUUGUUUCCAAAUAAACUCAUAGUAAAUCCUCUUGUA